Paramecium tetraurelia is the source of this 760-nucleotide messenger RNA. RefSeq lists its product as uncharacterized. The transcript has 3 exons. The record is from RefSeq and is a predicted model, not a curated record. NCBI's taxonomy places the organism in Eukaryota, Ciliophora, Oligohymenophorea, Peniculida, Parameciidae.
AUGAGAAUAAUUUUAUCGUUUCUGACACUUUUCUUUGUUUAUGCAUAGAAUCAAUAUUGCAAUGUGCAUAAUAAAGGAGUCAAUUCAGGAUUGGCCAAUUAACUUGCUCACUCCCUGAAUCAAAUUAGAAAUCAGGUUGCAACUGGCUAAAUUAGCUUUGAAGGAUCUUCAUCAGCAUCUAAUAUGAAUGUUAUGCACUGGAGCAAUGGCUAUGCAAAAAUGGCCUAAACAUGUGUUGAGAAAUGUCCUCUCAAGGCUUCCACUUGUGGCUAAUUUUAAAAUUAUGGAGUGCUCUUUUUUAAAAGACACCUCAAUCAACAAUUGAGAACCAACUAAGUUAUGGAAAAGUGGUUCAAAGAAUCUGAAAAUGCCAAAUAAUUACUCACAGCCAGGUCUAGUGCUUUUGGAUGUGGAAAGGCUGAAGAUAAAGACUCAGAAUACAUAGUUUGUUAUUUCGAUGAAAAAUACACUGGAGCUAAGUAGGCCUUUUUGGCAGGACCAGUUGGAGCAAGUUGUAAAUUGGGUCGCUCUAAAAUGUACAGUGGUCUUUGUGCAACAGCCUCUUCAUAGACUUUGAUCCAUUAAUCAUCACAUAUCAAGAAUAAGAAAUAAAAGAAAUAGAAGAAACAAAAGGCACACAAAAAAAAUAAGAAAAACGUAGAAAGGGAAGUCGCCCUUAUUGCUAUGACAGAUUUUAAUGAAUUUGUUUGAUGGAGUUAUUAUUUUUAGUAAUAACUAUUAUUAUUUGUUGUUAAUUUAC